Cucumis melo (muskmelon) is the source of this 922-nucleotide messenger RNA. Its product is annotated as 60S ribosomal protein L11-1-like. Gene Ontology annotation, cellular component: cytosolic large ribosomal subunit; ribosome. Bases 138 to 686 code for a protein of 182 amino acids. Gene Ontology annotation, biological process: translation. The record is from RefSeq and is a predicted model, not a curated record. The transcript is spliced from 5 exons. Lineage: Eukaryota; Viridiplantae; Streptophyta; Magnoliopsida; Cucurbitales; Cucurbitaceae. Gene Ontology annotation, molecular function: structural constituent of ribosome; RNA binding.
CCAAAAGCCCAUAACGUAGCCGAAUUCGAAACCCUAGCUUCGGCUACUUCAACCCAUAUUAGGGUUUUUUCUCUUCUUCCUCGCAGCACCAACAUCAGCAACGCCUAAGCCGCAGCCACCUGCCACAGAACACUCCAAUGGCUUCGGAGAAGAAGUUAUCGAACCCCAUGAGGGAUAUUAAGGUGCAGAAACUCGUCCUCAACAUCUCUGUUGGUGAGAGUGGAGAUCGCCUCACCAGAGCUGCCAAGGUGCUUGAACAACUUAGCGGCCAGAGCCCUGUUUUCUCUAAAGCGAGAUACACUGUAAGAUCGUUUGGAAUCAGACGUAAUGAGAAGAUUGCUUGCUAUGUCACUGUUAGAGGAGAGAAGGCGAUGCAACUUUUGGAAAGUGGAUUAAAGGUGAAGGAGUACGAGUUGCUUCGUAGGAACUUUAGUGAUACUGGAUGCUUUGGCUUUGGUAUUCAGGAGCACAUUGAUCUUGGGAUCAAGUACGAUCCAUCCACCGGUAUCUAUGGUAUGGACUUCUUCGUUGUUUUGGAGCGACCGGGAUACCGUGUUGGACGUCGCAGGAGGUGCAAGUCUCGUGUUGGGAUCCAGCACAGAGUCACAAAGGAGGAUGCCAUGAAGUGGUUCCAGGUGAAAUAUGAGGGUGUGAUUCUUAACAAGUCCCAGCAAAUCACUGGUUAAACUUCAUAGGGUUUUUCCCUAAUGGUGUUGAGAGAUAUUUGCGUUCAAGUUAUAAAAUUUUGUGCCUUUGAAAUUAGCCUGACUGAAGCUCUGUGUUAUUUUAUUUGGAUAUUUUUGGAGUUUAAUGGAGAUUAUUAGGAUCAAUUCGAACAACUCUUUUAAAGCUGUUGCUAGUCAUAUGUUUUAUUAAUUAUAUUCUUCAGCUACUUAUGAAAACUAAGAUUACUUUGGUUUUA